AUCACUUUUUGGAAGAUUACAAGGAGAGAGAAAUAAGAGAAAGAGAGAGAGAGAGAGAGAGAGAGAAAAAAAAAAGAAAAUGGAAAGCUGUAUAUCCAAUAAUGCAGAAUCAAGAUCCCCAUCACCACCACCCCAUGGAACCCUUUUCCAUGGAGUUGAAGGAGAUGGGUUUGGGUGGUUCAAGAAUGAGGAGGGAGAGGAUCCAUGGCAGAGCAUGAAGGGGAAGAAGAAGAAGAAGAAGCAGGUGUUUCUUGAAGGGUAUGUGGAGACAUCAGAUGAGGAUGAGCUUGGGAGGACAAAGAGCUUGACUGAUGAUGAUUUGGAGGAGCUUAAAGGGUGUUUGGAUCUGGGGUUUGGUUUUAACUAUGAGGAAAUUCCUGAGCUCCGGAACACCUUGCCUGCCCUUGAGCUUUGCUAUUCCAUGAGCCAAAAGUACCUUGAUGAUCACCAGAAGUCUCCUGAAUCCAUGUCUGACACAGCCUCCACCUUUUCUGCCUCUACCCCUAUUGCCAAUUGGAAAAUCUCUAGUCCUGGUGAUAAUCCUGAAGAUGUUAAAGCUCGUCUCAAAUACUGGGCGCAGGCAGUUGCUUGCACGGUCAGAUUAUGCAAUUAGAGGGGAGAUUGAUGGAUUCGAUUUGAUAAGAAAGGAAGGAGAGACCGCUCUCUUCAUUUCGGUCCAUUGACCUUCAUUGAGCAUUUGUGCUCAGCCCGACCCCAAGAGGCAAGAUGGGAUUGUAUCUCCCGGGUGCUGAAAGUUCCCGAGUCAUCAUUCCAGGAGAGGGAUACCGAGUAAUCCAUGGAUGGUAGGUCGUAAAGUUUUCCAUUGAGAGAGGCAGAGAGACGCGAAAAGGAGGGAAAUAUCCAAUCCAAUUCCAAGAAUAACAAUAAGACUGCAAUAUAAAUAUAUAAUGCCCUGCAGAUGCCAUACCAAAAUCUUGAAAUAACACUCUGUAUUCUUGCUGUACUAUUACAUUUUUAACAAGUUGAAUGAAUUUGUAUAGUUGCUCUCC
Ipomoea nil (Japanese morning glory) is the source of this 1010-nucleotide messenger RNA. RefSeq lists its product as uncharacterized. The coding region runs from base 80 to 613 and encodes 177 amino acids. The transcript is spliced from 2 exons. Lineage: Eukaryota; Viridiplantae; Streptophyta; Magnoliopsida; Solanales; Convolvulaceae. The record is from RefSeq and is a predicted model, not a curated record.